AUGAGUGCCGAGCCAAUAGUUGAAUCAGGUUUACAGUUAAUCACAAGACUAAUCGACCGACCGUCCGUUCAAGAUUUGGACAGUGAUUUAUUCUUUAAAGGCCUUGACAACAAUGAUGUGGUAGAAAUCAGAGGAACCAUUGGCAGUGGGGUUGAUGAAUUGCUGAAUAAACUCAUUACUAAGUGUAUUUUGCCUUUAAAGUACAAUGGGCUAAAUAUGGAGGUACUCCUUUUGAACACAGAAAAUCAGUUCCAGAUUUCUAGGCUUUAUAGAAAUUUGCACAAUGAAAUCACGAAUGUUCAAGGACCAAUUAAAGUUGAUGAAAUAGUUCUAGGUUUGUUGAACAAUUUGAAAAUUACUAGCUGUUAUAAUCAUCAGCAAUUGCUAUUGACUUUAAGUUCGUUGGAAAAUAUACUGUUGACAAACAAAAAAGUGGGCAUGAUUGUUCUCGACAGUAUUAGCGCGUAUUACUGGCAGAAAAAGGAUGAGUCUUACAACACGUAUCUGAUGAAAUUUCUGAGAAUCAUAAGAAAAGUUACAAUAGACUUUAAGGUGGUGGUAUUGUAUACAAAACAGUUUGAUUUUGCUUCAAAGAAACAUACUUUAGAGUGGCAUGAGGGAAAAAAAUUACUUCGCUACGAGAUAAGUUUAUGCAUCAAUGAACAUUUGAACCAACUUGUUUGUAAUAUCAAAUCAGGAGAAGACAAAAAGCAGCUUUCCUAUGAAUUGAACAAUUUGGUUUUCACAUGGUUAGAGGUAAGAAUAGUCAAAGCUUUUCACAAG
This is a messenger RNA of Copidosoma floridanum, 783 nucleotides long. It is a transcript of the gene Xrcc2, whose product is annotated as X-ray repair cross complementing 2. NCBI's taxonomy places the organism in Eukaryota, Metazoa, Arthropoda, Insecta, Hymenoptera, Encyrtidae. Gene Ontology annotation, biological process: double-strand break repair via homologous recombination; DNA strand invasion. Gene Ontology annotation, cellular component: replication fork; Rad51B-Rad51C-Rad51D-XRCC2 complex; centrosome. Gene Ontology annotation, molecular function: four-way junction DNA binding. The record is from RefSeq and is a predicted model, not a curated record.